AUGUACGCAGUCAAUUGGGUAUUUGCGUUUGCCCUUUGGGCAGGUCUCGCUGCUGCAGCACCAAAAUGCAACCCAUCCAAGUACAUUACCGUCGAGACAGCAAAUGGACCGAUUACUGGCCAUGUGGCAGACAAUUCGCCGUGUGUUGUCGAGUAUCUGGGUAUCCCGUAUGCGAAGCCUCCCGUGGAAAAGUUGAGGUUCGCUGCUCCUCAGCGCAUCACCUCAUACUCAAAGAAACCUUUCGAGGCGGCAAACUUUGGAUAUGAUUGUCCAUUGACGGCUAGCAAGAAGGUCGACUAUCCUGAUAUGACACCCCAAGCCCAGCAGAUUAUUUCAUACUUUGCCAGCGCUGCGGGAACUCCUCAGAGUGAGGAUUGUUUGACACUCAAUAUUUGGUCCAAGGCUACUCCCAACUCUGCAAGAGCAAACAAGCCUGUGUUGGUAUUUUUCUAUGGUGGACGUUUUGCCAUUGGAAACACCGACAGUCCUUUCUACAACGGUAAAUACUUUGCUGAUGCUGAGGAUAUUGUUGUCAUCACGGUCAACUACCGCAUCAACAUCUUUGGCUUCCCCGGUGCACCUGGUGAGACCCAAAACCUAGGUCUGCGCGACCAGCGGGCUGCUGUUGAAUGGAUCCGGGAUAACAUCUGGAGAUUCGGUGGCAACCCGUCAAAGAUCACUAUCGCCGGUCAAUCUUCUGGUGGCGUUGCUGUUGAUUACUGGACGUACGCCUAUAAGAAGGAUCCAAUCGUCAAUGGAAUUAUCGCCCCUUCUGGAAAUGCUUUUAGUUUCCCUGUCAAUUCCGCUGCCGUCCAGGAGAAGAACUGGAAUUCUGUCGUGUCAGCUGUUGGCUGUAACUCCACCAGCGAUGUCAUGGCUUGCAUGCGCAACGUUGACUGGGAGGAUAUAAAGAAAGCCGCUGCUGCCAUCAAGCCUGCUUCCAGCUCCAGCGUUCUUCGAUCCAUCCCGCCAUUCUAUCCGAAACCAGAUGGUGAGAUCGUCUUCUCCGACUACGUUAGUCGAACCAAGAGCGGAAACUUUGUCAAAGUCCCUAUCCUGUUCGGCAACAACAACAAUGAAGACGGAUACUACCGUAUUCCAGCCUACGGCAAUGGCGUUACACCGACCGAUGCCCAAGUCAAAUCGUUUCUUCUCGAGUCCUUCACCUGCCCUGUAUCCUACCAGGCCAAGGCACGAAGAGAUCACAAUGUACCAUCCUGGGCAUAUCGAUAUCUGGCAGACUGGGAUAACACUAGGUUAUUCCCCACAAGUGGCGCAUACCAUGGUGUUGACUUGCACAUGAUCUUUGGCGCAUCUGGCGAUGUCAGUGGGAUCGAGCCAUCGGCAGACCAGAACAAGCUCACCAAGAUCAUGCAACACGCAUGGUUCUCUUUCAGCGAUGAUCCUUCAAAUGGUCUCAGUAAGCUUGGAUGGCCUAAAUUUGAUCCCAACCGUAAGACCUUGAUUGAGCUGGGUAAGGAUACGAAGCCUCGCGUUGACUUUGUGAAGCCCUCAGUCUACGACGCUGCUUGCUCAACAGUCACGAUGGGGGCACUUUCGACUUCUUCAUAG
Messenger RNA from Fusarium redolens, 1572 nucleotides. RefSeq names its product Alpha/Beta hydrolase protein. NCBI's taxonomy places the organism in Eukaryota, Fungi, Ascomycota, Sordariomycetes, Hypocreales, Nectriaceae. The transcript has 2 exons. The coding region runs from base 1 to 1572 and encodes 523 amino acids. The record is from RefSeq and is a predicted model, not a curated record.